Molecule: messenger RNA, 2065 nt
Organism: Anguilla anguilla (European eel)
Lineage: Eukaryota; Metazoa; Chordata; Actinopteri; Anguilliformes; Anguillidae
Product: trichohyalin
Exons: 5
Coding region: 43-1560 (505 amino acids)
Molecular function (GO): DNA binding
Source: RefSeq, a predicted model, not a curated record
CAGUUACUCAAUGUGGUCAAACAAAAGCUGACAGCAGGGAAAAUGGCGGCUAGAAAGCGGAGUGUGGUGUGGUCCUUUUUUCAAGACGACUUGAGUUCGAAGAGUGCAGCUUGCAUACUAUGUGCGGAGAACAUACAACACUGUGGCAACACCACAAACAUGCUAAAGCACUUACGAUCAAAACACCAGGAGGAACUUACUAACACCACAAGGAGAAGACGGUUCGGUGAUGUAACCAGAGGGCCGAUGAGCCAGCUCGAGCCAAAACAGACUGAUGAUAUAACCGAGAACAACGCAGAAAUGCAUAUGUCUGAAAUGGACGAUCAGCAAACGGAGCAGGAGCCUUUAGAAGGGAACGAGGAGAUGGGUAGGGCCAUCAGUGACGGCUUUAACGGAGCCCUCGCCUUGUCUGUGACGAAAAACAGAAAGCGCAGCGCCGUAUGGAGAUAUUACCAAGACGGCUUCGAUAAAAACAAGGUGCUGUGCCUGGUGUGUUCGGAAAAUAUCCAUUAUCCUCAGAACACCAGCAACUUGCUCCGGCAUUUACGGAAAAAGCACCCGGGUGAAUACGGUGACAUCGAAGGCUGUCUGAAGGAGCGUUCCGGAGAGAGGGCCAGAGCGUUGGCGGGGCGGGCCCCGCACAACAGCGUCGCCGACAACGAGGAAGUAAUCCAAGUGUCCAUCAUAACGGGUGAGCCGGAAGAGCAGGAGCGGAUAAGCAGCGAGGAGGCGAGCCGGGCCGUCUCCGACAUCGUGGAGGAGGCCUUCUCGCUGUCGGUGCAGCCCAGCAAGAAGCGCAGCGCGGUGUGGAGCUACUACGAGCGCGGCGAGGACGCCAACAAGGUGCUGUGCCUGCUCUGCUCGGAGAACAUCCACUACCGGCAGAACACCAGCAACCUGCUCCGGCACCUGCGCAAAAAGCACCCGGAGAAGAACGUGGACAUGAAGAGGAGGGGGCCGUCGGCGGGGGGGCCGCGAGCGGCGGCGGCGGACCGCGCCUUCCCUCAGCACGCUUUGCCGAGCGACUACAGGAGCCUGGGAGCGUGCCCGCCAGGCUUCGUGGCGCCAAUAACGCUGGAGGAGUCGGAGCGGAUGAGGAGGACCCUGGAGCAGUCCGAGCAGAUGAGGAGGACCCUGGAGCAGGAGACGCGGGCCCUGGAGCGGGAGAGGGAGCUGACCGAGCAGCUCCGCCGGGCCCAGCAGCAGGAGGCCAGGGCCCUGGAGCAGCAGCGGGAGCUGACGGAGCACCUCCGGAGGGCCCAGGAGGAGGAGAUGAAGAGGGUGCGGGAGCUGGAGGCGCGCGCCCUGGAGCAGGAGCGCCAGGCCGUGGAGCGGCUGAGGAGGACCCAGGAGCAGGAGGCCAUGGCCAUCGAGCGCGAGAGGGAGGCCCUGGAGCAGCUGAGGAGGGAGCUGGAGGAGGACCGCAAGGCCCUGCAGAGGGACUGGGACGCCGCGCGGCAGGGCAGGGUCCCCAUGGUCGGGGGGGAGAUCAGACAGGAGAACCAGGCCCUCCCGGGGAUGGAGGGCGGGGAGGUGGAGAUGCUGGUGGUGACAACGUGAAGAGAGGAAUGAUGGGAGGAAAUACAGGAAACGGCGAGCUGGGAUACAGGACCUGAGAAAACGUCAGGGUGAAUGGACUGAAUGAACCUUGAGCACCCAGCUAACCUGCUGUCGCACUGGACCCACGUACAGCGCCACAGAACUUCCUCUGGACCCGGUCCGCCUGCCGUCGCGUCCGGCUCGUUCGCCAUCGAUCGAUGGCCACCUGCCAGCGAUUCACGGACUAACCUACUUGCCGCCGAAGCUGUACAGCUUUGUGCAGAACCCGCACAGACCACUGUAGCAUCGGCCUACUCUUAGACAGCCUGCCACUGGGCAAACAGUCCUGAGAAGUGGCGAAAGCCACAGAAUUUUGCAUAGUUUUGUUGGAUGCCCGAUGUGUAUAAAAAGCUUCUGACAUUGGUGAUUUCCUUUUCUGAAAAAUAAAUACCCUCUGUGAUUUGAGCCCCAUGAUUAAUUUUUUGUCAUUGUGUUUCUUUUGAAUUGAUAAAGGAAAGAAACUGAG